UUUCUGUACUAAAGUAAAGAUUUUUGCUAUAUUAAGAUAUUUGAAUAUCCUAAAUGUUGCCGAUUGGAUCGGGAUGAAAGUCUGCUGCAUUAUUUCUCUUUAAUAUCGACUUUAUUGGUGUUUUUUGUAUCCAUCCAGGAGAGACACUUUCUAUUUGUUAGUAAUCGGAUUGUUCCGAGCUCCAACCAAUACCCAUUUAUCUUAUCCGUCCACUGUCAGGGCCACUGAACUGCACGUCACAUGGCUCAGUUGACUUCGGGGUCGCAACGUCGACUAUAUAAGCCCUGAAUUCACGGGACUCUGAGCGACGGCUCGAACCCUCAAAGCUCCCGAAAAAAAAAACAUGCUGCGCCCCGCGGCCCUCGGCCUCCUUCUGGCGUGCGCCGCCUCUCUCGGCGGCGCCGCUGUCAUCCUAGAGAACGGCUGGCCCAUCCUGUGGACCCAAACGGCCGGCCAAGUGGCCGACAUGCCGUCGCACGAGGGCGUUAUGACCCCCGACCCGUGGCACUUCCUUCACCGCAUGAGUCUGUACCGGCUGCUGAUAGCUGCCACGGACCCCUUCAUGGGCUCCAUGGGGACAAAUGCCACCGACAGUCCGCUGUGGGGGCUGCCGCUGCAGCUUGGAUGGAUGCUGACGUCGGGGCGUCUCGCCGACCCAACCGGCGCUUCAACCUGCGGCCUGGAAACGGGAGAAAAAAUGUGUGUUUCUACUCACAGCUGGUGGGGCUGUGUGAACUACUUCACCUCCGUGCUGCCCUUCCUGUCCGCUGCGCAGAAGGGCUUCAUGGGAGCAGGAGUUCAGGUCCAGAUGCAGGUCCCCGAGGGCGUGACGGACUAUUGCACAACGUACGCUGACUGCUCCACUCGCUUCCCAGACGCCAUGACUAAGUGGGAUGCCUUCUUCCAGGGUCUCCUGGACGCGGCUGAUUCCCCUCUUCCAGACAAUGAGAAGAAAGACGCUCUCCUUGGCCUCUACUGGCAGGCCCAGAUGGCUUCGACGUACGCCUCUUCUGCGUGCAGCGCCAGGCGGAGCCACUACUCCUCUGAAGAGGUGUCCUUUGCCAAGAGCUGGGAGAACUCGGGCGAGUACGUCGCCGCCGCACACUUCCAGUCCAACUUGGAAAAGUCGGCCCUGUUCAUAACUCCUCUCCCAGGUCGCGUCUUAAAGAGUGGAGACAGCGCACCCAGCAUCGCCGACCUGAGCGAGGCGGAGAACCACACACUGUACAUCUUCUCCUGGAUUAACAGCGCCAACACUAUGCUGGCCGGAUCCCUGGUGCGCAUGUGGAGAAGCGCCAUGUGUUCAGUGGCCACGAGGGAGAAAGGCAGAGAGAUGCUGGAGCAGCUGCUGCUCAACCCCGGAUUCGCCACCAGCACUUUCCUGUCCAUCAUCUCCGAAAUGACCACCAGCUGCUAGAGGCAAACACGCUGCAGAGACUCAGAAACUCCAGUUGCAUCACGUGUCGCUUUUCUCGUCUGAAGAGGUGUAGACAAACUUGUUAAUUCGGUAUUUAAUUACUUUUUUUUUUAACUGUAGAUCCACAGGCAGUUAUUCUAAUUUAAAGCAGGUAUUCUUAUGUCUAUCUGUUCCCCAAUAAAAAUAUUGUCAUAUUACUCUUUUCUCGUUGUUUUACUGCACUUUCAUUAAUAAGUGAACAACAGACUAUCGAUGCAAUGCUCACUGGUUUGAAGAUGCACGCUAAAGAUUGUUUGCAAAGAACUUCUUAUUUUACAUCUGCAAUAAACGACGGUUUUAUCUCUA
Molecule: messenger RNA, 1762 nt
Organism: Gasterosteus aculeatus aculeatus (three-spined stickleback)
Lineage: Eukaryota; Metazoa; Chordata; Actinopteri; Perciformes; Gasterosteidae
Gene: leg1.1
Product: liver-enriched gene 1, tandem duplicate 1
Source: RefSeq, a predicted model, not a curated record